Microcebus murinus (gray mouse lemur) is the source of this 7574-nucleotide messenger RNA. It is a transcript of the gene KCNH1, whose product is annotated as potassium voltage-gated channel subfamily H member 1. Gene Ontology annotation, biological process: regulation of membrane potential; potassium ion transmembrane transport. Gene Ontology annotation, cellular component: voltage-gated potassium channel complex; plasma membrane. Lineage: Eukaryota; Metazoa; Chordata; Mammalia; Primates; Cheirogaleidae. The record is from RefSeq and is a predicted model, not a curated record. Gene Ontology annotation, molecular function: delayed rectifier potassium channel activity.
CCGGGUCCCCGUGGGGCGCAUGGGGCGCUCGGAGCCGGGACCGCGCGCGGGCCCCGCGCCCCGCUUCCCGCUGCCGUGAGCACCGCGCCGGGACGCCCCCCAGACCCGGAGCUGCUGCGGGGAGGAUGACCAUGGCCGGGGGCAGGAGGGGACUGGUGGCCCCGCAGAACACGUUUCUGGAGAACAUCGUCCGGCGGUCCAACGAUACUAACUUUGUGUUGGGAAAUGCCCAGAUAGUGGACUGGCCUAUCGUGUACAGCAAUGAUGGAUUUUGCAAGCUGUCUGGCUAUCACAGGGCAGAAGUGAUGCAGAAAAGCAGUACCUGCAGUUUCAUGUAUGGGGAACUGACUGAUAAAGACACAAUUGAAAAGGUGCGGCAAACAUUUGAGAACUAUGAGAUGAAUUCCUUUGAAAUUCUGAUGUACAAGAAGAACAGGACACCUGUGUGGUUCUUUGUGAAAAUUGCUCCAAUUCGAAACGAACAGGAUAAAGUGGUUUUAUUUCUUUGCACUUUCAGUGACAUAACAGCUUUCAAACAGCCAAUUGAGGAUGACUCAUGUAAAGGCUGGGGGAAGUUUGCUCGGCUGACCAGAGCAUUGACAAGCAGCAGGGGUGUCCUGCAGCAGCUGGCUCCUAGCGUGCAAAAAGGCGAGAAUGUCCACAAGCACUCGCGCCUGGCAGAGGUCCUGCAAUUGGGCUCAGACAUCCUUCCCCAAUACAAGCAAGAGGCGCCAAAGACUCCCCCUCACAUCAUCUUGCAUUAUUGUGUUUUUAAGACCACGUGGGAUUGGAUCAUCUUGAUCUUGACCUUCUAUACAGCCAUCUUGGUCCCUUACAAUGUCUCCUUUAAAACCAGGCAGAACAAUGUGGCCUGGCUGGUUGUGGAUAGCAUCGUGGAUGUCAUCUUUUUGGUGGAUAUUGUGCUCAAUUUUCAUACCACCUUUGUUGGACCAGCGGGGGAGGUGAUUUCCGACCCCAAACUUAUCCGCAUGAACUACCUGAAGACGUGGUUUGUGAUUGAUCUUCUGUCCUGUUUGCCAUAUGAUGUCAUCAACGCUUUUGAGAACGUGGAUGAGGUUAGUGCCUUUAUGGGUGAUCCAGGGAAGAUUGGUUUUGCUGAUCAGAUUCCACCACCACUGGAGGGGAGAGAGAGUCAGGGCAUCAGCAGCUUGUUCAGUUCUCUGAAAGUUGUCCGGCUGCUCCGUCUUGGGCGAGUGGCCCGAAAGCUGGACCACUACAUUGAAUACGGAGCUGCUGUGCUGGUCCUGCUGGUCUGUGUGUUCGGGCUGGCUGCGCACUGGAUGGCCUGCAUCUGGUACAGCAUCGGGGACUAUGAGAUCUUCGACGAGGACACUAAGACGAUCCGCAACAACAGCUGGCUCUACCAACUGGCGAUGGACAUUGGCACCCCUUACCAAUUUAAUGGGUCUGGCUCAGGGAAGUGGGAAGGAGGUCCCAGCAAGAAUUCUGUCUACAUCUCCUCAUUGUAUUUCACCAUGACCAGCCUCACCAGUGUGGGCUUUGGGAAUAUUGCCCCAUCCACAGACAUCGAGAAGAUCUUUGCGGUGGCGAUCAUGAUGAUUGGCUCGCUUCUCUAUGCCACCAUCUUUGGGAAUGUGACGACCAUUUUCCAACAGAUGUAUGCCAACACCAACAGGUACCACGAGAUGCUCAACAGCGUCCGGGACUUCCUGAAGCUCUAUCAGGUGCCGAAAGGACUGAGCGAGCGAGUCAUGGAUUACAUCGUGUCCACUUGGUCCAUGUCCAGAGGCAUUGACACAGAGAAGGUCCUACAGAUCUGCCCCAAGGACAUGAGAGCUGACAUCUGUGUACACCUGAACCGCAAGGUGUUCAAGGAGCACCCAGCCUUCCGGCUGGCCAGCGAUGGCUGCCUGCGGGCACUGGCCAUGGAGUUCCAGACGGUGCACUGCGCCCCGGGGGACCUCAUCUACCACGCAGGAGAGAGUGUGGACAGCCUCUGCUUUGUGGUCUCCGGCUCCCUAGAGGUGAUCCAGGAUGAUGAGGUGGUGGCCAUCCUAGGGAAAGGAGACGUGUUUGGAGAUGUGUUCUGGAAGGAAGCCACCCUUGCCCAGUCCUGUGCCAACGUUAGGGCCUUGACUUACUGUGACCUACACGUGAUCAAACGGGACGCGCUGCAGAAAGUGCUGGAAUUCUACACGGCCUUCUCCCACUCCUUCUCCCGGAACCUGAUUCUCACCUACAACUUGAGGAAGAGGAUCGUGUUCCGGAAGAUCAGCGACGUGAAACGGGAAGAGGAGGAGCGCAUGAAACGGAAGAACGAAGCCCCCCUGAUCUUGCCCCCAGAUCACCCUGUCCGGCGACUCUUCCAGAGGUUCCGGCAGCAGAAAGAGGCGAGGCUGGCAGCAGAGAGGGGGGGCCGGGACCUGGACGACCUGGACGUGGAGAAGGGCAACGUCCUCACCGAGCACGCCUCGGCCAACCACAGUCUCGUGAAGGCCAGCGUGGUCACGGUCCGCGAGAGCCCCGCCACGCCCGUGUCCUUCCAGGCGGCCACCAGCGCGGGAGUGCCGGACCACGCCAAGCUGCACGCGCCGGGGUCCGAGUGCCUGGGCCCCAAGGGGGGCGACUGCGCCAAGCGCAAAGGCUGGGCCCGCUUCAGAGACGCGUGCGGGAAGGGCGAGGACUGGAACAAGGUGUCCAAGGCUGAGUCGAUGGAGACGCUCCCCGAGAGGACGAAGGCAGCCGGCGAGGCCACGCUGAAGAAGACAGACUCGUGCGACAGCGGCAUCACCAAGAGCGACUUGCGGCUGGACAACGCGGGCGAGGCCCGGAGUCCCCAGGACCGCAGCCCCAUCCUGGCCGAGGUCAAGCACUCCUUCUACCCCAUCCCCGAGCAGACGCUGCAGGCCACCGUGCUGGAGGUGAGGCACGAGCUGAAGGAGGACAUCAAGGCCCUGAACGCCAAAAUGACCAGCAUCGAGAAGCAGCUCGCAGAGAUACUCAGGAUAUUAACUUCCAGAAGGUCCUCUCAGUCUCCUCAGGAGCUGUUUGAAAUUUCGAGGCCUCAGUCCCCAGAAUCAGAGAGAGACAUUUUUGGAGCGAGCUGAGGGGUCUGUUGAGAAAGAGGAAAAAAAAAAAAGUCAAAGACGAAAACUCACAGCCCUGUCCUUGAUACCACCCACCAGACACGCCCUUCCUGACAGUGAAUCUCCAUGGGGCCAGUGGCUUAGGCGCUGUAUCUGGAAAAGAGACAGGAGAGGGGGCGUGCCCCGGCCAUGCAAGAUGGCAGCUGCGUCUGACCCGUCUCUGCACAAUUUUGGAAGAAGGGGCAUGCCGCCUGAAGGGUAUUUUCCUUCAUUUUUAAUUUUUUACUACCAUAUUUGUACCGGAACAGAGCAGCAGCCAUUUGGGGAUUGGUGGGGGGUUGCCGCGGACCCCUGGUGUACAUACCAUGCUGGGCUCCUUUGCCAAGACCUGCCCCCCAAAGACUUCAGUGGGCCAGGGACUUCCCAGCGUCCUUGUACAGCCCGUGUCUGCCAUCACCUGUAUUGUCCUGUAGUCAUCUGUAACAAGCGUGGGGCAAGGGGAACGUGAGGGACAGGCGGGUAGAGCCUGUCAACUUUCUGUCUCUAGUGGUUAAGGCCAAAACGCGUCAGUGCUUAGAGCGGAGAAUCCUCAGAUCUCCUUUCCCAAAAGAGGCGAGGGUCGGGCUGGAGAGGCAACCCGUGAGAGCCAGGGCUCCCCUGUCGUGUGGCCCAAGCCUGCUCCAUGCCACUGCCUCACACGCAGGCUCCUUUGCUUCUUUUCCUUCCUGCCCUCUCCCUAAGUGUCCCCGUGGCAUUCCUCAGGGUAUGGAGUGGCGGCAGGAAGGGUCAAGAGCCGAGAGUUGCUUUAUUAACAAAGUAGACACACAUGACCUCAGAAAAAUGAUUGUAGCAAGUGCUGUGUUUAUAUUUUGAUUCCCAUCGGGACUGCCCUUUGGAAGUGUGCAUUUUGUCCACCGCAUGGGGUCAUCAUAGGACACUUAGGAGCCAUGCUCGGCCUUAUGUUAAAGCCAACCUUUCUGUUUCCUGCUGAAGUCAGUAGGACUUCCAGAGAAACCAGGUAAAGAUCACAGGGCCAUGGUUGUACUUUCUGCAGGAGCUGGAAAGAGAAUGAGGCAGGUGUUCCAGCUGUCUAAGGUGGCCAUGGAGCUGUGCUCAGAGAGCUGCCUGUGGGCCAUCCAAUUCCAUGCGCCAAGAUGCUUGGGGACCCAACCCCUGCCUCAGUCACCCGGGUUAGGUUAUUUGUGGGCCUGGACUUCUCUCAGUGGGGCCUGAGAAAGUAGAGAGAGGUCUCUUACAGGCACGAUGGAGCUAGCCCCGCUUACUCCCUAGAGAGGGGGUUCAGGGCCCUACACACGGACAAGCAAGGUGAGAAGUCAGAGCGAGUGGAAUUAGCACAGGUGACUGCAUGGACUCCUCCAGGACACUAACCUUUGCCUGUGUCACGUGGUGACCCCUUCCCCCGGCACUUCUGCCCUACCAAAGAUGUCAAGCAUUCUGAAAGCCGCCGGUCCGAGCCGCUCCUGCCCAGCAGCCACGGCAAGUUGCAGGACUUGACCUCUGCCGGCUCCCAGGGGUGGCCCAGACCGCCCCGGGAGGCCAAGGGGAGAGUCCCACACUGGACACCCUGCUCACAUGGGCCUUCCCCAGGCUGCGGCAUGAUUAGAUUUAGCCUCAGAUGGCAGGGUAGAAGCAGCAGCAACCGUUUGUGGCUCUGGGUAGAGCUGUGGGGCCUUCAGCCUCUUUAACUUGAGAAGCUGCCAACUAAGUCCUUGGGGCAGAGGCUGUGAAAUAAUCUGCAGUGCCAUCUGCCAGCCGCCCCCUGAUGGUCGAGUUUGCCAUUCCUUAAACGUGCUCCUUAACCUGCUUCUAAAGUUUAGGGCCCGCCCCUUGUAAGGCAGGCGGGCCCCUGAUCACCCAAUACCCAGCUGCAGAAGCACUCACCCCUGGAGACUUCGCUGCCUCCUGGGGCCUUGAUGGCAGGCUGCGGUCCAGCACCUGGCCAGCCACGGGGGAGAGGCCCUGCCCCGUCCUUCCGGCUCAGAGGGGCAAAGAUGCUGGGGAGGCUUUGAAGUCCAGACUUGAUGUGGAGGGAAAUAAAGCUUCAGGAACGCACUGCUGGACCGAUGCAAAGUGGGCCAAUGACUGGAAGCCCAGAUCCUGCGAUGGGAAUCCGUUCAUCUCAGGGUCGCAGGGCCCACACACGUGCUCCUAGCAGUGAGCACCACGAGUGUGCCUGUGGAUGCUUUUAGUUUUCUCCAUUUAAGGAUUAUAGGAAUUUUUUUUUUUUUUUUUUUGCUAUAAUGGUUUUCCUGAAAAAACGUUUUUUAAGUGAGCCAAAUCUUUCUUUUCCUUUUCAUGACAUGCUUGGCUGCAGGCUGCUGCGUGCUAACUACCGAUCCUUGCUAGCACACGCCUCCCGGUUCCCAAGCAAAGGCUGUGAGCUUCACAUACUACUGACCUGAACCUUCCAGCAUAAACCAUUAUCUGGUGGCUAGAGAAAGAUUAGCACAAAGAGUUACUAGGUUCAGACAGAACAUUUAGACUUUAUGCUGAGAGAUAACAGAUUUGCCUGGGAUAUUUUCUCCUUUUUGAGGGGAGCGGGCAUGGUGUGUGACAUCAUUGUCCAGUAAGAGCUAAACUCUUCGAGUGUCAUUCGUAGGGAAGCUCCAUUUCCCAGAGAAUAUCCCAGCAGGGUGCUUUCAAGUAGGAGGUCCCGCUCCUGUCACUGGGCUGCUUGUUGAACAUGCUUCUCCUCUGCUGAUGGAGGGGUGGGGGCAAGAGUUGACUCUAAGAAAUAAGAUGGUUAGCGAGAUGCUGUGUGUGUUCUUGGUGAAGGGUGCCAACUCCAGCAAUGGUGUUGCCAUCCCCUGUCCCCACAAAGGGCUCCUCCGCUGGGCAUUACACAGUAGCUAAAGGAAGGAGAGGGAGGAAGUCAUUUGAUUAAGCUCUAGUCUAGUGCAUAAUUAAUGCAACUAAUUGAUUGUGUUAAUGCAAAGCUACCUUAUGCUAAAGGCUACAACAUUAAUGUUACAACACGGUCCAAGCGUUUAAAAACCUGUACCCAUUUCAGCAGCCUUCUAGCAAACUUUUGAAAGUUCAUUUCUUGCUUUGAGUUCUUGUUAUCCAAUUCCUGGGGCCUGUCAAACCCUCCACGCUGCUGUUGUCCAGACAUCAGCCCCUACCUUCUCUUGGAAUCCUCUUCUUUCAAAAGUAGAGAUAGCUGGGCAAGGGGUGAGAAUACACUCCUCCACCACCCCAAGCCCUACAAGCAUGCUGCUUCUCCAACUCCUUAGGUGGAAGGUGAAAAUAUUAAACCAAUUGUCACACUUUUUGUUCAAGCCCAGGUGGGAACUCUAGGAGGAAGAUCUUGUUUCCCGUUGCUCUAACCACUCUAUCGCGUGUACGCUCUGGGAAAUGCUAGGAGCCCUGGUGGAGAGAGAAGGUGCAUUUCAUCGAUAGAGAGUGUACAGUGUUUUGCAAUAAAGACGUUUAGCCUUAAGACCCUUGAAUGGAACUCCAGCUAUGAUGGAGCUGCCACUGCCCCGUCCUUUCUCCUCACCCAGUGUUGCUUACCAUGGACGCUUAGGGAGGGCACGCUCGAGCCCCUGGACAGCCUCUGCUCUGUUGCUAAAUCGUUGUCAUUGCUCCGUCAACUGCCUCCUCACUUGCUUCAAUAAAAAUGACCUUCACCAGCUCCCGUGCCCUCCACCCAGAGGGAGACUUCACUGGCCUCUCAGCACGAACUGCGAACCUCCGAGAAAGCACCAUUUUCUCACCAAAGGUGUUCACGUUGGGAAGUCUUCACUUCCACCCCUGACAAUUUAAAAGAAUCAAUGUGAAUCUGUCUGCAGCUUAGUUUCAAAUGAAACUUCAUUCCCAUGUGAGCAUAUCAGACUUGUUCUGGAACCUCUAGAACUGGACUUGAACACCCUGCAGGUGCCCGGCCAGCAGGUGCCCUCCCUGCCACUAAACUUUUCUUAGAGCCAGUGUCUCUCUGCGACUUCUGAGUCAUCCAAUGGAUCCACGAGUCGUUCGAUGAGAAGUUCACAGAUCUUGUAUCAGGAUACGAACCGAUUUAUGUUAAGAAGGAUGCAACUCCCCCCCCCCUUAAUGAAUGUAUUCUCUUAAUAUUCAGACACUGUAUUUGUGCAUCAGUUGGAGACUGUCCACAUCUGACAUUUCACAGACACCACAAGGACACUUCUACUCAUGAGCAAUUCAUCAUUCUGGGGCUUCUCCUUUUAUUAACACUCUUUCCAUUGAGUCUGCCAAAUCCUUUAUUGGGUUUUUUUUCCUUUGCAUCUGUCAUUUUGUCCAAAUGAGCAUGAAUAAACAAAAGUGCAAAUGGGCUGAUACUAUUUUUGUGGUCAGCUGAGGAUGCUGCCAGGAACUCCGCUGUACGUCUGUGGCUUGGGAACGUUAAGAGGAACAUGCAGGGUCCUCCAUUGAUGAUAUUCCUUUCUCAACAUUUUUAAACAAGCACAAAUGAUAUUUGUAAAAAAAAAUUUUAAUUUAUUACAGUAAUAAACUAUUUUAUACAUGAUA